AUGAGUAGCAUUCAGAAGACUGACUACCUUAACCUUCAUCCCAUCCCUGCGAACAAUAUCAACAAAACCAUUAAAGACACACUCCACCAGCUACAUACCAAUACACCUUACACCCCCCGCGCGUAUUUUCAGAUUACUCUACUCUAUUCCGUUCUUGACCCGGACUACCACAUAUCCAUCGCUAUGAAAAAUCUUGAAUCUAACCCUUUACCCAAUAUCAGAAUUACUCUACAGACCGUGGACAUAAGUCUUUUCCUUUUAAAUUCUUGCAUGUAUAUUCUAGCAUCAAUAUCCAUACUUUUUCUUCCUUUCUUUUUCUCAGAUUCAAGAAAGAUUUUCACCAUUAUGCCUACAAAUCAAAGCAAUAACACUCUGCUUUGCUGGAGUGUUUAUCAAGUGUGCGAGCACCCGAAAGUCAUACCAUCUGUCAGCAGUAGGGUUAAACCCACAAUUAGGAUCAUCAACUAUCUCAUGAGAGACAGAAAAAUUGGGCUAGUAUUUAACCUCUCUUUCCAACAGAGGCAAAACACUGACCUUUCUCAAGUUUGCCCGACCAAAGUUCUUGGAGAGGUGUUUGGGACAGCUGGUAUCCUUUCGCCUAUUCAUCGAAGGGUGCCCAGUUUUGCCUUCGAAUUCAGAACUAACCUUCUUAAUCUUGCUCAGAAGGUUGACCUUUUCCUGGCUGCCAUUACAAGAGCGAAAAGGUUCAAUGAGCCACCUUUAGGGAAUAUCGGAAAUAUGGACUUCACUUCAAGCAGACAAAGAAUGGCGGCAAGAAAGCAUUGCUUUUGCACUGAAACCGAAUCUCCUGAUCUACUACAAAGUGAUGCUCGCUUCGAAAACUUCAUUAUUGGCUUGGACAAAAGCUUGUUUCGUCCAACAAGAGGGUUAACCACGUCUUUAUAUGUAUCUUGCGAUACUCUCGAAGACAAGGUCCAGAGAAUCAAUCCUGAAUAUACCUCUUUUCGAGGCGUGAUGGGCAGUUUCUACUAUCUGCGAUGUUGUACAUCCGAAAUGUACCGACCUGCAAGUAAGGAAGUCUGCUCACUUAUGUUGGCAUGGAGUACACUUGUCAUUAAACAAAACAGCUUAUUGUUAUAUGGAAAUACAAUGUCCAAAGCGUUUAUCAAUGCAUCAUAUUUGUCUGUCACAAACACUAUGCCAAGUGCCUUGCUGUUCAUUAGAAACCCAGAUAAAGGCAACUGGAAAAGAUCUGAGGAUAAGAAAAGAAAAUCUCUGUUUUUUGAAAAGGUUGACAAAAAGCAGAUUGACCACCUAAAAUUAAAUCUCCUGAUAGACAAAAUAAAUGUAGAUUGCAAUUGA
Molecule: messenger RNA, 1323 nt
Organism: Phycomyces blakesleeanus NRRL 1555(-)
Lineage: Eukaryota; Fungi; Mucoromycota; Mucoromycetes; Mucorales; Phycomycetaceae
Exons: 11
Coding region: 1-1323 (440 amino acids)
Source: RefSeq, a predicted model, not a curated record